Molecule: messenger RNA, 2920 nt
Organism: Carassius carassius (crucian carp)
Lineage: Eukaryota; Metazoa; Chordata; Actinopteri; Cypriniformes; Cyprinidae
Gene: ppm1f
Product: protein phosphatase, Mg2+/Mn2+ dependent, 1F
Exons: 8
Coding region: 222-1496 (424 amino acids)
Biological process (GO): protein dephosphorylation; negative regulation of protein kinase activity
Cellular component (GO): cytosol
Molecular function (GO): cation binding; protein serine/threonine phosphatase activity
Source: RefSeq, a predicted model, not a curated record
UUGUACUUCCUGUCUGUCACAGCGACUUCCGCAGAUGGAUUGGCUUUUGUUGUGCAGUGACUGAAAGGGCGUGCGUUCAUGCACGAGCACUUCAAACCGCACUCGUGAGGAAAAAAAGGGAGUGUCGGCGCAUAAAGCAACGCCAACCAUCCACAAAGAUUCAUACCUGAAGUUUGCAUCAAAGGUUGCUUUGGACAAAAGGUUGCAAAUCCACAUUCAGAAUGAGUUGCAUGGAGCAAGGCGACGCUGGGAAGUUUCUGGAGAGGUUUCUUGAGGAGUUUGUAAACCCACUUGGCCCAGAGGACCCUCUUCCCGUCGCUCCACUCAGCCGCAAAGUCACCAUGCAGGAGGUGAAGGGAGAGAGUCUGGAGCUGGGCCUGCGACUGCUCUCAGCCAGAAAUGCCCCGUCCUGGCUGGGUGCAGCGAUGUGCAAUGCUGCCGUCACUGAAUUACUUAAAGAUGACCUUUCACCUCACUACUGCCCCAAAGAUCCUGAACAGCAACCAGAGGAUGAAAAGGAAGUUGUUUUGUUACAGUCUGAGCCAUUGCAACGCCUCUUUAUCAAUAACUUGAGAGAGGUGUGUUUGGCCUGGCAGAAACAGCUGCCCAGUCCCGAGUCGUCCUCAUCAGAGACGCACAGCUGCUCCGUUCACGCCAUUCGUAACACUCGCAGGAAGAUGGAGGACCGUCACAUCAUCCUGAGAGAGUUUAACCAGCUUCUAGGACUGCAGGAUGGUGUAGAUCGAGAGUAUUACGCUGUGUUUGAUGGACACGGAGGGGUGGAUGCUGCCACAUAUGCUGCCACUCACCUGCAUAUCAUACUGAGCCAGCAGGAGGAGCUUAAAAGUGAUGCUGCCACAGCCUUCAAAAGCACCUUCACACAAACAGAUGACAUGUUCAGAAUCAAAGCUAAGAGAGAGCGUCUGCGCAGCGGCAGCACUGGUGUGGCGGUCUUACUGACCUCUGAUCACCUGACCGUCUCCUGGCUGGGCGACUCGCAAGCUGUGCUGGUUCGACAGGGAGAACCAGUGACCCUAAUGGACCCACACAAACCUGAGAGAGAGGAUGAGAAGAAAAGAAUCGAGGAUCUGGGUGGAUGCAUUGCAUUCAUGGGUUGUUGGCGGGUAAAUGGGACCUACGCUGUUUCCAGAGCAAUAGGUGAUUUUGACCAGAAGCCGUACGUCUCUAACGAAGCUGACUGCUCCUCGAUCCAGCUGAACGGAAGUGAAGAUUACAUUCUGCUGGCUUGUGACGGCUUCUUUGACGUGGUUCGGCUGGGGGACGUCCCGGGGCUGGUCCUGGAGGCCCUGAGGGAGACCGGAGGCUCGGGGGACGAUGUGGCCCAGACUCUGGUGGCCCAUGCUAAAGCUGCCGGAUCCAGUGAUAACAUCACGGUUCUCUUGGUGUUCCUCAAGGAUCCUCUGCAGCUUCUGACCUACGAGACGAGUUCCAGAGCAGAGCCUGGAGGAGCUACGGCUGCAGCCACAGAGAUCUGAAAGGGGUUAAUAGGAAGAAAUUGUCCAUGAUAGAAGCAAAUCAGAGGACCAAUAGCAACUGAUGGUCUUUUUACCAUCUGGAAUGAUGUUUUUAAAGUUGUUGCAUUUGAAAUGAAUAUGCGAUUGUUGAGGUCAUCCGAAACGAGUCGAGUCAUGCAUUCAGAAAGAAAGCAUCGAAUGCAGGUGAAAGGCAUUUCCUCAUUUUUUCAAGAAUGUCUGAUAUCUGGUCAUUUAUUAACUCUGUUUGUUGCUACGUUUGAACUUGCCUUCACUUUUAAACAUGUUUCCAACUAUUUGCCUUGUUUUUACCAGCUUAUAUUUACAUUUACUGGUGCUUAAAGAAAUAGUUCACCUAAAAAUAACAAUUCUGUCAUCAAUCAAUUAGUCAUUCCAAACCUGUAUUACUUUCUUUCUUUUUCUGUGGACCUUAAAAGAAGAUAUUUGGUUGGUAGAAGAGUGUACAAUGCGUUUCCCAUUGAUGUCCAUUGUAUGCAGUAGAAGUCAAUGGGAACCAAAUCUGUUUAGUUAACAACAAACUUCAAAAUAUCUUCUGUUGUGUUCAAUAGAAAACAAGAAAUACAUACAGCUUGGAAACAACAUGAGGGUGAGGAAUUAAUGACAGGAUGUACAUUUUUUGGUGGACUAUUUCUUUAAUAUCUCAUAAUAUACCUUGCAGACAUGCGUAAAGCGUUUCUUUUUUUCGGAGUGUAUUUUGUUGGUCGCGCUUCCUAUUUGAUACGACUGUUACAGUGGAGUGAAAACCGAUGUGAAUAGUCUUAACACAUACAGUAUUGCGUCGCAUUUCUGACCACACUGGCUUCGAUAAUGAAAUAACCGACCAUAAGGCCUUCAGCUCUGUCAGCAGAUGUACUAAUCCAGUGUUGUAGGUGGUUAGUAUUUGUAAGACUUAUUUAUUUGACAAAAAAGUAUUUAUGGCUGUACUGUUCUGUGUAAACACGCUCUUUCAUGUGCCAAAACUGUAUUUACGAGUCUGACUUUGCCAAGAUCGUCUCUCUAUUGCUGCAGCUUUUCACAAAGCAGUUUUUCUAAAUGUACAGUAAACCUUUAUUUAUGCAUAAUUCAUAUUCGUUUUGUUACAGUGCCUUUUCCCCCAAAUAUCAGUGUUAAUGCUGGCGUGUGCGUGGUGGUGUUAUAUUAUCAUAGCCAGACUUUGCAAACAGCAUGUCCUGCGUGCUGCAAGUCGUCUCACGUUACGGCCGCUCAAUAUUUUGAAAGCCUCGUGACGGGUAGCCGAUAUAGCAGCACAGUCACUAUAAUGUGAUAAGGCCAAGAAUAUCGCCAACCUAAUGGAUACCGAAUGAGGAAGGUGAAGACAAGAGCGAUUUGGUGUUUUAAUAUGGGGAAAAUGUCUCAUUUGGUUCAGUAUAAUGCAUUCUAUAUUUGAAUAAAAGAGUGCAAAUGUC